GCGGGGUUUGUUUUCAAAGCGGCGCCACGGAGAAGAGACUCACCAGGGAAGAUGGCGACCGCGGGGUCCGCCGAGCGUCCCGGCACACCGGGCAGCGCCGCCGGCAGCUCCGCGUCCAGCCCGCCGGAGGACGAGGCGAGGUGCCCGGUGUGUGCGGCGGAGGCUCAGCCCGGCAAGCCGCCGUGCGGACACCCGGCCUGCCCGCUCUGCCUGGCCCGGAGACUCUCCGGCGGAGGAGGAGGAGGCCGGGAGCGGCUGCGGAGGAGGAGUCACCCGGAGAGGAGCAGCAGCAGGCCGGGCAGGAGAGACUGCGACAGCCGGAGAGAGGUCUUCAUCGCCCCGGCUCAGAUCUCUAAAUGUGGCGACGGCGCUGGCAAACAGAAGCUGCUGGCGACUGAGGACCGAGAAGAGGCCAGGAGGAGGAACUGUAAGGACGAGUGUGUGUCGCUGCGACAUUAUGAAGACCCUGGUGUUCUGUCAGACUCGGAGAACGAGGAGCCGCCCGGCAGGAGGACCAGGAACUUCUCAGCCUUCGUCAGGAGAACCAGACCCACGGCGUCGUGCUCGCGUGGUGCCCAGAGGAGUCAGAGCUGCAGCGACUCGGUGGAGGAGCGAGGAGGGAAGCUGAAGCUGAGCCAGCCGGCCGCCGUGGACAAGGCCGGUAUCGGCCACAGCUUCACGGCAGGGAUCCUCCUCUCCUCCGAGAACAGUCGCUCCGUCUCGGCGCCCGUCACCCUGCCGGACCGGAGGCUCAGCUGGCGCGCCGUGAUGACGUCAUCGACCCCGCUGGGCGUCCCUCAGGCCCGGCAGGAGCGCUCCAUCAGCCCCGAAAGCAACGACAGCAUCUCCGAGGAGCUCAACCACUUCAAGCCCAUCGUGUGCUCGCCGUGCACGCCGCCCAAACGCCUCCCCGACGGCCGCGUGAUGGAGCCCACCAUCGUCAAGUCCACGCCGCGCAACCUGACCCGCGGCCUGCAGCGGGCCACCAGCUACGAGGCCAGCCCGGCCGUCCUGCAGAAGUGGCGGCAGAUCGAGCUGGACCGCCAGAGCGUCAAGGUCGACUCCAAGGCCACGCUGACGAGCCCCGUCGGCGAGCUGCACGCCAGAAGCAGCAAGGCGGAGGAGGCGGCGGAGCGGCGGGCCAACAGCGGCUCCCCGGCGGGACGGGACGGCGGCCGAGCGUUCGGCCUGAACAAGAGGAGGCUGGUGUUCGACCGGCCGGCCGCCGAGUCGGACGGCCUUCAGAAACAGGCGGUGAAGAUCCGCGUCCCCGCCGUGCGCCUCAGCGGCGAGGCGGCUCUCAGAGGAAGUUCAGAGUUUGAGCCGGCGGUCGCCCCCGAGUCCUGCAGCGGAGCCGUGUUCAGCAAGAGGCGGUCCUUCUCCCCGUACGCCAGGAACUCCUGCUUCCAGUCCUGCAGGUUCGUGUCAAAGGACGCGCAGAGUCCCAGGAAGGAGGCGGACGGCGGCGGCGGCUGCGGCUGCCAGAACCAAACUACCUCACGGAGAGGCAAGAAGAGGAGCCAGAAAACCAAACACCUGGAGGACGCCGAGCCGGAGCCCAAGAGGAGCCGGCCGCUCAGCCGGGACGCCUUGGAGGUGGAGGCGCUGCGCGGGGGCGAGCGCCGCGUCCAGCGGGUCCAGCAGGAGCGCGAGGACCGGGCGCUCGCCGUCAGGCUGCAGAGACAGUUCGACCUGGAGAGCCAGAGGGCCGGCCGGCCGCGCCGCAGCCCCGACAAGUACUUCCUGCGCUCCUGGAUGUCCAAUCAGAACCGCAGGAGGCGGAGUCCGCGCAAAUCUCGGCGGAUCUCCAAGAAGCGCUAAGCUCCGCGCCGCCCGGACCGAAGCACAGGACUCUCGAUAUAUGCAACUUUAGACACAUGAAAUUGUAGAAAUCAUGAACAGCUGUUAUAUUUUAUAAAUCUGGUAAAAAUUCAAGCAUCA
Molecule: messenger RNA, 1941 nt
Organism: Myripristis murdjan (pinecone soldierfish)
Lineage: Eukaryota; Metazoa; Chordata; Actinopteri; Holocentriformes; Holocentridae
Gene: rnf169
Product: ring finger protein 169
Exons: 6
Coding region: 52-1821 (589 amino acids)
Biological process (GO): double-strand break repair
Cellular component (GO): site of double-strand break; nucleus
Molecular function (GO): ubiquitin-protein transferase activity; nucleosome binding
Source: RefSeq, a predicted model, not a curated record